AUGUCGGCCCGUCGUCAGCACAGUGAAAGCCGAGCCAUCCCGACCAGGACGGUGCUGAUCAGCGACACAACACAGCUACCUCACGAUUACUGCACCACCCCCGGGGGCACGCUGUUCUCCACCACCCCAGGAGGUACCCGCAUAAUUUAUGACCGCAAGUUCCUGUUAGAUCGGCGCAAUUCGCCGGUGGCGCAGACCCCCCCGGCGCGACUGCCAGCCAUCCCGGGGGUGACCAGCCCGACCCUCAUCGGCGACAACAAGCAGACCGAAGCCACCAAUCAUGCGAACAACCACGACGGCAAGGGAACACUGGGUGAAGAUGCUCAGUUUGAAAUGGACAUCUAAGAAGAGAAGCUGAGAAGAUGCCUUCACCUAGCACCUGCUCAGAAGCUCAGGGGCCUGUAUAGACCAAUGCCUACAGCCCUGCUGCUCCAUAGCUGCUCUCUGUCUUUGGUAGCUGGGUGCAAGUUCCGUCUAUUGGGUAGAUGUAGAACCACAGGUCAAUCAACAGUGCGAUAAAUGGGGGAAGUCAAAUUUCAGGUCAUGUCACGGGCUAGAUUUUAGUGUCGUAUAAUAUAACACAGCUCGGCUGAUGUGCUCCCUCCCCCCCCCCCCAGCCCUGAAUAUCUUACACAGGACAUCCCCAACACCCACCCCCACCCCCCGCCCAUGCCCCAAACCACACCACAGUGAGAUCAACACCCAGAUCUGAGAAAUCUGCCUGACCAAUGCAAGAUGGUUUUAAAAAGCUUGAAACUCCAAGACAACCAGUCCUAUCGUGCAUCUCUGCUUCACGAUUAUUGGUAAUAAAAAACUGAAACCCAACAUUGCGUAGGUUGAGAUGUUAUGGAGAGUUUUUACACAGCCAGAUGCCCUUAAGAAAAAACUUAAUCUACCCUUUUCCUCCACCCACAUGCUUGGUUUUCCCCUUACUGCGCUGACAGGGUGUCAAUCACGGCAAAAUUCUUUCUCUAGUGUAGUCAGCAGCUUACAGAUCGCAGCAUAUCAAGGGUUCGGACAAUGGAAAUGCCGCAUACCUGAAUCUUGGGCUUUAGAUCUUUAGUGUAGUGAUGAAGGAAAUCUGGUACAAUAUCCUGCAUUUAUUAUCAGAAAGAGCAGAAUGUUUGUGUCAUUCCAAGCCUAGAAUUUCCCUCACAGACGUUGAGCCUGCUGAUUUCUUUUCCUCCUGUUCAGUUUUCUGUUUGGAAUGCCUCUGGUAUUAUUAGGUUGCUUUUCCCCUGGUUUUGCUGUCUGGGCAAUAACAGCAGUGAGAGUUUGCAGCAGCAGAAUACAGUAUGACAAUGGUCCCAAAAUGGUCUGGAAAACAUCAGAAGGUAUGUGGAACAUUAUUUUAAAAUUGCAAGUACCAAUGUUUUUUGAUAUGAAUUUAUUGAAAUUUUUAAAUUCUUCCCGGUAUUUAAUUUAUUUUAUCUAAACACUGAAGUUACUGCAUUUGAGGUUUGACAUUCAAAGACUGAGGCCUAUUCAGUUUAAGGACAGGCUCAAAACAGGGAAUAUAUGCCAAUUUAACUUUAUUCAUUUAUUGAGGUUUUAAAGCAACACUGUACUGCCGUCAGUACGGAUGUUUAAAUUAAAGUUUUGAUGGAAUUACACUAAAGUUUAUUCAUUGAAACUUUGUGGAUGUAGAUGAACUGUAGAAAUCAACUGAAUCCAAGUGACAUUUUUAAAUUUGGAAAUCUUAAGUAAAUUAGGCACUAGAUACAAACAGGUUUGGUAUUAUUAAAAUUCACAUUUUGAUUCCAGUUUAUUUUGCGUAUAAAAUUGGGUUAAGACAUGUAUCACAUGCAAUUUAAUUUUACAUUGGUUGAUGGUUGUUUCACAGUAAUUCCUGCAGUAUUCAUUGAUUUUUUUUUUCCCUUCGAAUUCUAGUCCAUUUCCCUACUUAUGCAUUUGUCUUCUAUUUUUUUGUUACUUUUUUUUCUUUGAAAUAUGUCUGUUCCAUGUACAGUAAAACCAUCUAAAUUGGUUUGAUAUUGUAGUUCGUUCUCAGUUACCAAUAUAAAUUGAUCAGGUCAGAGGUUGUGCUCACUGUGGAUCACAAUCGUGGAUAUGUCUCCAAAAUGAUUUAAUAUAAAAUACUGCCAAACAUUAGUGCUUGUCUGGAUUUUUGCUGCCUAGUUACUUACCAAGAUAGAUAUAAUGUUGCAAGUUGGUCCCCUCCCACUCAAAACAGUUUUAAAAUCCAAAUUUAUGGUUUUACUUUGCAGUCAGGGAAGUGAACUAUGUCAUGUUUUAAUUUGUACAAUGUGAACUAAGUUCCACCCUUGUAGGUGUACAGUAACUCGAUACAGAAAAUAAAAUGUAAAUAAUAUAUCUUGCAUCCACCUUAAUGUAAGAUUCCGUGGAUUCUACAUCAUUCAAUAAAUGGCAAGCUGCAAUUUUGACAAA
Brienomyrus brachyistius is the source of this 2409-nucleotide messenger RNA. It is a transcript of the gene eif4ebp2, whose product is annotated as eukaryotic translation initiation factor 4E binding protein 2. Gene Ontology annotation, molecular function: eukaryotic initiation factor 4E binding. The record is from RefSeq and is a predicted model, not a curated record. Bases 1 to 345 code for a protein of 114 amino acids. Gene Ontology annotation, cellular component: cytoplasm. NCBI's taxonomy places the organism in Eukaryota, Metazoa, Chordata, Actinopteri, Osteoglossiformes, Mormyridae. The transcript is spliced from 3 exons. Gene Ontology annotation, biological process: negative regulation of translational initiation.